GAGCAGUGAACACUGCGUAGGGACCCUGUCGAAUCGAACGCACCUCGAUCUGACGGAGUAAACACUGAUCAUGUGACCAGCAGCUGAGCUGAGGCAGUUUGAGGAAACACACACACACACACACACACACACACACACACUAAUCAACAUUAAACCAGCAGGUCCUGAUGACGUCACUUCUUCUUCUUCUGUGUUUGUGUGGCUCCGCCUCCGCCGUGCCGCCCAUAGGAACCCAGCCGGAGCAGGUGCACAUCUCCUAUCCAGGUGUGUCGGGCUCUAUGCUGGUCACAUGGUCCACAGCCAAUGAGACGGAGAGUGUGGUGGAGUUCGGGGUGUGGGGGGGGCCGCUCUUCAGCCGCUCGGCGAAGGGAAACUCCCGCGUGUUCGUGAACGAGGGGCCCGAGCGCAGACGUGUGUUUGUCCACCGGGUGGCGCUGGUUGACCUGAGGCCCGGUACCGCCUACGUGUAUCACUGUGGCAGUGACUCUGGCUGGAGUGAUGUGUUCUCCUUCACCGCUCUGAAUGAAAGCGUGAGUUUCAGCCCCAGAUUCGCCGUGUUCGGAGACAUGGGUAACGAGAACCCCCAGUCCCUGAGCCGGCUGCAGAAGGAGACACAGAUGGGUGUGUACGACGCCAUCCUGCACAUCGGGGACUUUGCGUAUGACAUGGAUGAGGACAACGGUAGGAUCGGUGAUGAGUUCAUGAAGCAGAUCCAGUCCAUCGCUGCUUACACACCGUACAUGACCUGUCCGGGGAACCACGAGUCGGCAUUUAAUUUCUCCCACUACCGGAAUCGCUUCAGUAUGCCGGGACACACGGAGAAUCUGUGGUACAGCUGGAACGUCGGUCCCGCCCACAUCAUCUCCUUCUCCACUGAAGUCUAUUUCUAUCUGGAGUACGGCCUUGAUCUGCUGUUCAGACAGUACGAGUGGCUACGGAAGGAUCUGGAGGAGGCAUCCCGUCCUGAGAAUCGAGCGCAGAGGCCGUGGAUCAUCACGAUGGGACACAGACCCAUGUAUUGUUCUGAUGAUGAUGGUGACGACUGCACACGCUUUCAGAGUCACGUCCGCCUCGGACGCAACGACACGAAGCCUGUGUCUCCGGGACUGGAGGAUUUAUUCUAUCAGUACGGAGUGGAUCUGGAGCUGUGGGCUCACGAACACACGUAUGAGCGACUCUGGCCUGUGUACGGAUUCAAGGUGUUUAACGGGAGCUCUGAAGAGCCGUAUGUGAAUCCUAAAGCGCCCGUGCACAUCAUCACCGGAUCAGCCGGAUGUCGAGAAAAGCACGACGGCUUCAUCCCGAAGCCUCGAGACUGGAGCGCGUUCAGAAGCACUGAUUACGGAUACACACGCAUGCGUCUGAUCAACCACACACACCUGUACCUGGAGCAGGUGUCCGACGACCAGUACGGUAAAGUGAUCGAUCAGAUCACGCUGGUGAAGGAGAAACAUGGACCGGACGCCUGGCUCUGAAGAUCCUGAUCCACAUCGCACACACACACACACACACACACACACACACACACACUCUCUCUCUCUCUCAGGAAACACUGAAACCCAAUCAGAAGCACUUUAGCUGUGAUCUUACACUCGGCAGCAGGAGAUCAGUGGAGCUCCUCUAUAGCUCUCGCACGCACACACACACACGCACACACACACACGCACACACACACACAUGUUUGGAGUUUGCAGUGGAGACGCCUCUCCAGACUCGGGAUUACCCAGAGUCCCCAGCGGGAACACUUCACAGAGGACAUCGAGAUCUCAGCGUCAGGCGGAUGGACCGAUGGAGAUGUCUUCAUUGAUCUAGCUUGUAAAUGAUUAUAUUUUAAUAAGGAGAUUAAGUGCUGUAUGUAAUCUAACCAUGAAAUCUGUUCCCAAAUGCUGCUGGAUGACACAUGCUGCUUUUUAAGGGGACGUUCACACAAAACAUGGUUUUAAGAUUUUUUUUUAUUCAUAUCUUUUUUACUUGAGCGCCUCAUUUUUAUAACUGUGUUUUGCAUGAGAUUGUGCAAUUCAUGAUUAAUGAUGAAAAUAUAGUAAUGUAAUAUCUCCUUUUAUUUUCUCAUUAGCUUCUCCUUUUGCAUGUUUGUACGGUUGAAAACGCAAUUACAGUAGACAUGAUUGAGUAAAUAAAAUGCGAUACUCUUGCGUUA
Molecule: messenger RNA, 2158 nt
Organism: Pimephales promelas (fathead minnow)
Lineage: Eukaryota; Metazoa; Chordata; Actinopteri; Cypriniformes; Leuciscidae
Gene: acp7
Product: acid phosphatase 7, tartrate resistant (putative)
Molecular function (GO): acid phosphatase activity; metal ion binding
Source: RefSeq, a predicted model, not a curated record